Hemiscyllium ocellatum (epaulette shark) is the source of this 4666-nucleotide messenger RNA. RefSeq names its product A-kinase anchor protein 17B-like. The coding region runs from base 314 to 3229 and encodes 971 amino acids. The record is from RefSeq and is a predicted model, not a curated record. The transcript has 6 exons. Lineage: Eukaryota; Metazoa; Chordata; Chondrichthyes; Orectolobiformes; Hemiscylliidae. Gene Ontology annotation, molecular function: RNA binding.
GGCUGUAUCUCUCUCUCUCUCUCUCUUUCUCUCUCCCCCGUCUCUGCUUGUUGGGAAUCAGCUGGAAGGUUCCGUUUUAUUUUGCAGAAGGCGGCACAAGUUGGUCGCUGAUUGCUGGCGGAAGCGGCCGAGGAUGAAGUUCAGAUAUUAACAGGCACAAUAAAGCUCGCUCGAUGCCAGGCUGUGUGAAACAACAUUGAGUGGAAGUUGUGCGUCGUGAAUCAUGCCCAGCCGAGUGAACGAGGGGAGUUCAGUAUGAGGGACAGGCCUUGCUCCUGGCUCAGGCAAGUCGUACAAAGAGCUUAAUGUUGCCAUGGCAGCCAGUAGAUUGUUCGAUACUUCUGAUGCUGUGGAACUCUUUGCUCCUCAGUGUCUAUACUUGAAGCCGAUUGCAAGGUUGACAAUCAGUGUGAUAUUUCCCAAGACUAAGUUAUCCUCAAGACUCAUUUCAAACUGGGAAGUGAUGGAGACCCUGAAGAAAAUGGCAUACCCAGAUCAGAUUACAUCGCUCAAAGUCUCACGCAGCACAAUGGACUUCAUUCGCUUUGAGGCAGAGGUUGAAAAUAAGAAUCAAGUUCAAACUGUCUGGGAAAAGUUUAACAACAAAACUAUUAAGGUGAACGGUAUUAAUGAGACAGCGAAAGUGCUGGCAGUUGUAACUCAAGUCAACUUUCCCAGCCCGUGUGACUGGGAGUCCUUUUUUAAGACUGCUGACUGCAUGAAUGAGGCCUUGCCUGGUGAGAGACCUGACACUAUCCAUAUGGAAGGGCUACCUUGCAAGUGGCUCUCUUCAAAGCAGCUCAAUAGGGAGAAGCCAAUGGAAGAGAUCCUUCAAAAGGUCUUUGGCAGAUUUGGAAAGAUCCGAAAUGUUGACAUUCCCAUGUUGGAUCCCUAUCGAGAGGAAAUGACGGGGAAGAAGUUCAACACUUCCAGCCUUGGUGGCCUCCCCACCUUCGAAGCAUACAUCCAAUACCAGGAUUAUUCAGGCUUUGUGAAGGCAAUGGAGUCCUUACGGGGAAUGAAGUUAAUGUACAAAGGGGAUGAUGGAAAGGCAGUGGCAUGUAACAUAAAGGUGACCUUUGACACAACCAAGCACCUUAGCGACUCAGCUAUUGAAAAGCGAAACCUGGAGAGGUUGAAGCUGCAAGAGUUGGAGAAGCAGCGUGAGGAACAAAAGCGGAGGGACAAGGAAGAGGAACAGGCCAAGGAGGCUGAACGGAAACGAAGGGAGGAAGAGCGGGAAAAGGAGAGGAUACGGAGAGAGAAGCUGAGGAGGAGGGAGCACAGGCAGAAAGAGCAGGAGGAUAGACACCGCCUGAGCAGACAAUCAAAGCUAAACCUGGAGAAUGAGAAAGAGCAGAAGGAGGUCACUGCAUGGGAGGAGAGAAAGCUGGUGCUCGCUCAGAGGAAGCUGGACUCUUACAGGCUUCUCACUGUGCUUUUAAACAGUGCAAAAUUGUUCUUGCAGAAGGAAGUGAGGUUUCAGAAGAGACAGCUUCCUGAGAAUGACACUGCAAAAUGUCGCCAGAAAAGGGUGAAACGUGAGCAUGCGGAGGAGAAUGAGCAGAAGAAACCAGGUGAAGAUGUUGCCGAGAAGGAAGGCUUUCAAAAGGUGGAGGCUUCAGAAUGGAUGAAGAUUAAGACGUGGCAAAGAAACGUGGCUGGGGAGAAGCACAAGUCACGUUCUGGAGAAAAAGCGACUUUGAGCUCACAAACCAACAACUUUCCAAUCACAACCUCACUGAUAGACCUGGGUCCCAUUGACUCCAAGGAACAGCAUUGCCCAGUCAAGGGAAAGGUCUCAACACCUCAGCAAUCUGGAUCACUACAAAUCACUGUAAUGCAAGGUUGUGGCACUCACUUUCAUAAGCAGCCUGCAGGAGGCAACGAUACCCAUCCGUGCAAUGGGCACUCACGUAAGGUCACUGCUGUAGACCAGCAGAUCCGCCGCCCCCUUUACCACUAUGAAGAUGUUGUUAGUUGUUUACUGGAUUAUCACCAGCUAGCGUGCCCUUCGAACCUCAAUCUCUGCUGUGGCACCAACAACCCCAUUAACCACUCCGAGUGGCGGAGAACAGUCUUCGAUGAUGGGAAAAGCUUCCGAAUAGACUUGAAGAACAAACUGAGCCAUCUUUGCACCAAGGUUAGCAUCACACCGCAAAACAGAUGGCGAGAUUAUGACCAUGACAGCAGCUACAGAUGGACUGUCACCAUCAGCAAGUCUGGCACCAAGCAGAAAGCCUUGAGCAGUGGUGCUGGCCAUCAGCUGAAGGAAUAUGACCGAGAGUUCAAGGUGCAGUGGAAGGAUUCAGGCAACCAGUUGGAUUUUCGGGAAGAUUUUAUUGGUGGUUGCCAAUUACACUUAAAAGAUACAGUUCAUUGCUCAGGGCAAAGAUGUGCUGUUUCUGUCUGUGACCUAAUGAGCCAAGAAGAGGAUUUAGUCUGUACCUCUGAGGACCUGUAUUCCAAGACCAAGGAUCUAUGGACUUCUUCCCAUUCAGGCUUCAAAGAACCAUGGAAAAAUCCAACUACCAAUUGGAAAAUUUCAAUUAAAAACUCUCAAAAUGAUUGGGUUGUACCAAGGUUGGAGGAUGAUCACCAGUCCAGGAAUUCAAGCAAAACUUACAACAAUCAACUGGUGUCUCACUGUGAGGUAACCAAGAUUGCACCAGGAUGUUCUAGCCAAGACAGCACAGAUGGGCUGAAUCAGUCAGAUAGUAUAGUAAAGCACAGUCACAAGAAUAAUUCUUAUGAAUUCAGUGCUGUGAACAGCUGGUCAAAUUGUAAGUCAGGAAUACACCAAGAAGCCUUGAAAUAUAAGCUUAAUAAAAAAUAUCGAACAUGCAGCAAUGAUGCAAAUCCAGCUCCCAACGGAUCCAGGAGUGAGCUAAAAUAUUCCUGGAUAGAAGAUGAAAGCAAGUUAGAAGAAGAACAUUAUGUUUCCAGCAAACCUUGUAGUGGACACCAAAGGAAAGGCUUCUGGAAAGGAUCUGGGAAACAUGUUAGUGAAGACGCGGACUUGGAGAGUCAGCUGUCUGGUUGUUCUGAAGUCUCCAGUGCUGAAACAACACACAAAAAUAAAGAAAGCCACACUGCAACCAAGCAUUGUAAACGUAAGCAUCAUCUCAUGGAUUCUAACAGAGAGAUAAAGAACCAUAGAGUCAUAGAGUCAUACGACAUGGAAACAAACCCUUUGGUCCAACUAGUCCACACCAACCAUGUUCCCUGAGUUAACUAGUGCCACUUGCUUGCACUUGGGCCAAGUCCCUCCAAAUUGUUCCUAUUCAUGAACUUAUCCAAAUGUAUUUCAAAUGUUGUGACUGUACCUGCAUCCACCACUUCCUCUGGCAGUUCAUUCCACAUACUAGCCACUCUGUGUAAAAAAAAUGCCUGUCAUGUUCCUUUUAAAAUCUUUAUCCUCUCACCUUAAAAUAAAAUGCUGUCAAGUUUUGAACUCCCCCCACCUGAGGGAAAAUACUUUUACUAUUCACCUCAUGUAAAUAUGCCUAUGUAUAUCACCUAUGCCCCUCAUGAUUUUAGAAAUCUCAGUAAAGUUACCCUUCAACCUCCCACGCUCCAGUGAAAAAGCUGCCCUGCCUAUUUUUAUAGCUCAAACCCUCCAUUCCCAGCAGCAUUUUUGUAAAUCUUUUCUGAACCCUCUCUAGUUUAAUAAUAUCCUUCCUAUAACAGGACAAUCAGAACUGUACACAGAACUCCAGAAGAGGUCUCAUCAAUGUUCUGUACAACCUCAACUCCUAUACUCAAAGGUCUGAGCAAUGAAGGAAUGCGUACUAAAUACCUUCUUAACCACCCUGUCUACCUACAACACAAAUUUCAAUGAAUUCAGUAAUUGAACCCCUAGGUCUCCCUGUUCUACAACACUACCCAGGGCCAUACCAUUAACUGUGUAAGUCCUGCCUGUUUGUUUUACUAAAAUGCGAUACCUCACAUUUCUCUGAAUUAAACUCCAUCUGCCACUCCUCAGCCCAUUGGGCCAAUUGAUCAAGAUCCCUUUGUAAUCUUAGAUAAUCUACUUCACUGUCCACUAUACCACCAAUUUUGGUGUCAUCCUCAAACUUACUAACCAUGCCUCCUCUAUUCUCAUCCAAAUCAUUUAUAUAAAUGACAAACUAAAGUGGACCCAAGACUGAUCUUUGAAAAACACCGCUGGUCACAGGCUUCCAGUCUGAAAAACAACCCUCCACCACAACCCUCUGUCUCAUUAGAUAAAUUCUUUGGCUGCAUCCCAAUACAGAGGAACCACAAUUAUCUAGCAUUCGAUUCUCUGACAAAAUACUCUUCACCAGCGUCAUUCGGAUAAUCAAGGUGCCUCUGUACAUGAAGAAUGAAUGUGUGGAUAAUUACUGCUUUUAAGAGAAGGUUUUGGUAUUCACCGUGGUUGCUCUGUAGAUUAUUCUUGGCCUUAGGAGAGAGAUUUGAGCCAACAUCAUUAUCUUUCCAAAAUGGAAGCAAUUGGGAAACAGAUAUACUUUCACAAACAAUUUGAUGCUGACCAUGGACUUUAUAACAAUAACAGCAAAAGAUGAAACAUGAAAACAAUUCAAACAAAUUUCAGCAUGACAUGUAAACAAAAAGAAUUAAAGUGAAUAAAAAUAAUUUAGAUGGUCUGAUACAAUGAUGCUUAUGCAUAAUCUUAUCCUCUUAU